This is a messenger RNA of Ambispora leptoticha, 321 nucleotides long. Lineage: Eukaryota; Fungi; Glomeromycota; Glomeromycetes; Archaeosporales; Ambisporaceae. The record is from the annotation of a GenBank genome assembly.
AUGUGCAACGGGGGAGAUAUCAGCCAGUUUGACAAAGCGUUGGAUAACAAAGAAAACUUCUACAUUGUUGACGCACGUAUUAUGGAAUGGUGUUCAGUCUAUAAGAUCCUUCUGGCAGAAAAAUACAUCGAGGCUUUCAAAUGGCCAGAUCUUAGUAGCAAAGUGGAACACAAUACCCUUGAUAAACAGAUUGUUGAAGCCGAUUUAGUGAGCUGUAUGAACUCCAUCGAUAAAGCGGGGAUGCCCAAAGAUACUGUUAGUGAUGGACUCAUACAUCUCGACGUGAAUUCAACGUUUACGGAAGUAGUGUAUCGUAGCUAA